AUGGUGCAAUUAAUUUCAGUUAAUGUUUAUGGUCAAAUGGAUCCGAAUUGCGGUGAUGGCAUAAAUGAUCCAUGUAAAAUGGCAAAUGCAACUUUAGCUCCAUGUGACGGUCAACUACCACCAAUACCUCCUAAAGCAUUGAGUGGUGCUGAACCAUUCAAUUACGCUCUUAAAGUUGACUGUGAAAAUGUACCUGAUAAAACACCUGCAACAUCUUUCCCCAAAAAAGAUUAUAAUACUCCUAAUGAUCCUUGUAAAGCUGUCAAUGAAACAUUGACAAAUUGUGGCAGUAUUUUUAGUUUACCACCCAAAUCCACAAGUUCCGAAGUUGUAGUCCUGAUG
This is a messenger RNA of Funneliformis geosporum, 342 nucleotides long. Lineage: Eukaryota; Fungi; Glomeromycota; Glomeromycetes; Glomerales; Glomeraceae. The record is from the annotation of a GenBank genome assembly.